GACUUGGUGGCGGCGGCCCAUGGGACCCGUGGCGCUGCCCGCCUGGCUGCAGCCCAGGUAUAGGAAGAAUGCCUAUCUUUUCAUGUACUACUUAAUCCAGUUCUGCGGCCACUCCUGGAUAUUUACAAAUAUGACAGUCAGAUUCUUUUCAUUUGGAAAAGAUUCAAUGGUUGACACUUUUUAUGCAAUUGGACUUAUGAUGCAACUUUGCCAGUCUGUUUCCCUCUUGGAGUUGCUGCACAUAUAUGUUGGCAUUGAAUCAAACCAUCUUCUUCCUAGGUUUUUGCAGCUCACAGAAAGAGUAAUUGUCCUCUUCAUGGUGAUCACCGGUCAAGAAGAAGUCCAAGAGAAAUACGUGGUGUGUGUUUUAUUCAUCUUUUGGAAUCUGUUGGAUAUGGUUAGGUACACUUACAGCAUGUUGUCAGUCAUUGGAAUAUCCUAUGCUGUCUUGACAUGGUUCAGUCAAACCCUGUGGAUGCCAAUUUAUCCUUUGUGUGUUCUCGCUGAAGCAUUUACCAUCUAUCAGUCGCUGCCUUAUUUCGAAUCAUUUGGCACUUACUCCACAAAGAUGCCCUUUGACUUAUCCGUCUAUUUCCCAUAUGUGCUGAAAAUAUAUCUCAUGAUGCUCUUUGUAGGUAUGUAUUUCACCUACAAUCAUCUAUACUCAGAAAGACGAGACAUCCUCAGAGUGUUUCCCAAUAAGAAGAAAAUGUGAAGCAUAGCACUGGGAUGUGACAUGAGAAAGAAGAGGCUUGUGGAGUCAGCUGCAGGAAACACAACAGGGGAAGCAUUCUGGUGAACAGAUAUCUAGUAUUUGACAAAAAUCCAUAACAUGGAAUAAUUGCACUCCUCCCCAGAACUCUUGACAUACACGGCAGUCUGUUUUUCUCACAUUGUUUUUAGCUCAUAUACUCUUCACAACCUGUUUCACCAAAGCUGUGAAUUUUACACAAGUUAAGUUUGUAUCGUGUGAAGCCUGACUAUUUUCCUGUAAAGUUAAUGAGAAGUAGGAUUUUAACUGGAGUAGAUUCAGUUAAACUAAGAAACCAAAGUUGUUAAUUUAAAUGACAUCUAUUUACAUCUGUUUCUUUUCGCUUCUGAGUUCCCAUGUAGCAGCUAAUCUGUGGGAGGGGAGUGAUGUGUAAUAUGCUCUGUGCUUUUCUAGAAUAGCCCAUUUUAUAGACUGAUAUCACUGUGCCCAUAGUUAACCCCCACCUUAAACAUUAGACAAAUUUUGAAAAUAAAACAUUUUUCCAAACACUGGAAGAGUAUUUGUUAAUAUUACACAAGUUGAUUGGACUUUGCUGUCUAUAAAGAGGACCCUGAGGAAAACAGAUACA
This is a messenger RNA of Budorcas taxicolor (takin), 1340 nucleotides long. It is a transcript of the gene HACD4, whose product is annotated as 3-hydroxyacyl-CoA dehydratase 4. Bases 20 to 715 code for a protein of 231 amino acids. Gene Ontology annotation, biological process: very long-chain fatty acid biosynthetic process; fatty acid elongation; sphingolipid biosynthetic process. The transcript is spliced from 7 exons. Lineage: Eukaryota; Metazoa; Chordata; Mammalia; Artiodactyla; Bovidae. Gene Ontology annotation, molecular function: 3-hydroxyacyl-CoA dehydratase activity. Gene Ontology annotation, cellular component: endoplasmic reticulum membrane. The record is from RefSeq and is a predicted model, not a curated record.